AUGUCCCUAUAUAAGAAAAAGGCUGAAACAUACAUGCCAGGCCUCACGGCCCGGUGCAUCCAUACCAGAACCCAGUACCCUCGAACCUACUGGGCCAAUACUACGACCUUGGUUCCAUGGCACAAUCCGACCUCUUCCACAGCUAUGCCGCGCCCCGAUCAGCCUCAUAACUGGCAACUUGUGCAGAAAAUUAUACGAAAGAUGGCCCGUUUGAGUUCGUCCGGUGGCACUGCGGGAUUCUCGCCUGCGGCUGGCGGCCAUGUGGACUGUUCCUUUCGGAUCCCUCGACACGCGAUACUCCGUCCAGUUGGAGAGGAUAACGACGACGUUGCUGUUGUUAUAUAUAACUCACAUACAUAUAAGACUGGGUGGAAUGACAUUUCUGAUGCGGACCAAACCGUCAGCACUCGUUUCUCCGUUGAGUUAGCACGAAAUCCACUCAGUAUUACAUACAUCGACCUUGACCUAGAAGCUUGA
Nannizzia gypsea CBS 118893 is the source of this 477-nucleotide messenger RNA. RefSeq lists its product as hypothetical. Bases 1 to 477 code for a protein of 158 amino acids. The record is from RefSeq and is a predicted model, not a curated record. Lineage: Eukaryota; Fungi; Ascomycota; Eurotiomycetes; Onygenales; Arthrodermataceae. The transcript has 2 exons.